Durio zibethinus is the source of this 1799-nucleotide messenger RNA. RefSeq names its product cucurbitadienol 11-hydroxylase-like. Gene Ontology annotation, biological process: brassinosteroid biosynthetic process; sterol metabolic process; multicellular organism development. The record is from RefSeq and is a predicted model, not a curated record. Lineage: Eukaryota; Viridiplantae; Streptophyta; Magnoliopsida; Malvales; Malvaceae. Gene Ontology annotation, molecular function: oxidoreductase activity, acting on paired donors, with incorporation or reduction of molecular oxygen; iron ion binding; heme binding.
GUGCUUUAAAAUCCAACUCUUUGAGAAAAUUUCAAGUAAUCGAAAUCCUACAAUGUUGCCUGUUCAAUUGUGUGUCGCUGCUUUGCUUGUUGUAUGCAUUACUCACUGGAUAUAUAGAUGGAGAAAUCCCAAGUGUAAUGGAAUCCUCCCUCCAGGUUCAAUGGGGCUCCCUCUCGUUGGUGAGUCCCUUCAGUUACUCGUCCCCAGUAACUCGUUCGAUCUUCCACCUUUUCUCAAAACCAGACUCCAUCGAUAUGGGCCAAUUUUCAGAACCAGUGUGGCAGGCAGGGCUGUGGUUGUAUCAGCCGACCCUGAAUUCAACCAUUUCAUUUUUCAACAACAGGGCAGAUUGGUGGAAUCAUGGUACUUGGACUUGUUCGCAAAGCUCUUCAAACAAGCCGAAAACAGAGCAGAUGGAGCCUAUGUUCACAAGUAUGUUCGAAACUUGAUUCUGAGUCACUUUGGUGUGGAAAGCCUCAAAGAGACACUGCUUUCUCCGUUGGAAGCAACGGUUCGUGAGACCAUUAGUACUUGGUCCAACCAGGAAUCCGUUGAAGUAAAAGACGCUGUUUCAGCUAUGGCUUUUGACUUUGCCACAAGGGAGAUAUACAGUUCGGAUGCUGAAAAUUUUUCACAGAACUUAAGAGAGAAGUUCACUUGCUUAUCACGUGGCCUCUUGUCCUUUCCCUUGAACAUCCCUGGUACAACUUACAACAAAUGUUUGAAGAACCGUAAGGCGGCUUUAGAUUUGCUGUCCAUGCUGGUAAAGAAAAGGCGUGCUUCACCUGAUCAGAUGCACAAAAAAGUGGAUGUACUAGAUCAUGUUCUACAAGACAUGACAUCCGAAAAGUUUUUGACCGAAGAUUUCAUUGUUCAACUAAUGUUCGGGCUUUCAUUUGUUUCAUUUGAGACAGUUUCAGGGGCAGCAACAAUGCUUAUAAAUUUGCUUGGAAAUAACCCUCUGGUGUUGGAAGAAUUAACUGCGGAGCAUGAGGGAAUAUUAAAGAAAAGAGAGAACCCAAAUUCCUCAAUAACAUGGGAAGAAUACAAGUCAAUGACGUUUACCCUCCAUGUUAUCAAUGAGACACUCAGGCUAGGAAGCGUAUCACCAGGAUUGCUAAGAAGAGCGCGGAAAGAUAUUGAAUUCAAUGGUUAUACAAUUCCAAAAGGAUGGGCGAUUAUGCUUUUGUCUUCCGCAGUUCAGAUGAAUCCUGAGAUUUACAAGGAUCCGCUUUCAUUCAAUCCAUGGCGUUGGAAGGACCUUGAACCAAGUGUUAUUUCCAAGAAUUAUAUGCCAUUUGGUUCAGGAAUUAAGCAAUGUGCAGGGUCGGAGUACACCAAACUCUUCUUGGCCACCUUCAUUCACGUCUUAGUCACCAAACAUAGGUGGAUAAAGAUAAGAGGAGGAAACGUUACUCGAAAUCCUAUGUUGCAACUUAAAAAUGGUCUCUGCAUUAAGAUCUUGGGGAAGAAUGAUUAAGGGAUUGGCAUCAAUACUGAAAAUUUUUCACAUAUGAUGAAAUUUACUAUUAUAAAGUUUGAGAUUGCAUGGCCAUUAUUAUGUCAUCAAGCAGUGUUUAUGUGAAUAGUAUAUUGUUGAAUGUGAAGACUGAGCAGGAAAAGGAAAAGAUCAUAAAGAAGCAAAAGACAGAAAAUUUAGCUAAAUUUAGAUUUAGUUGUAAUUUGAUAUUUUAGUUAUUGCCAAUUGCACUUCUAAUUUCUUUGUUGGUCCACUUUUUCACUUGUUCAAGUCAAAGUUAAACACAAGUAAGAAAGAAAGACAUGAACAGGUACGCUUU